Molecule: messenger RNA, 2952 nt
Organism: Lacerta agilis (Sand lizard)
Lineage: Eukaryota; Metazoa; Chordata; Lepidosauria; Squamata; Lacertidae
Product: zinc finger protein 420-like
Exons: 6
Coding region: 19-2730 (903 amino acids)
Biological process (GO): regulation of transcription by RNA polymerase II
Cellular component (GO): nucleus
Molecular function (GO): DNA-binding transcription activator activity, RNA polymerase II-specific; RNA polymerase II cis-regulatory region sequence-specific DNA binding
Source: RefSeq, a predicted model, not a curated record
AGGGAUCACUUUCCAGAAAUGGGUCCGGAUUCCUCUGAGGCAGAGAAGACUUCCUUGGACUCCAAAGAGAGGCCACUGGGAGACGGAACGAUGCCAGCAAGACCUCUUUGUCCAUCUUUUCUUGGUGGCGGAGGGGAAGCUGCCCCCGUGGAACCAGAGCAGGGCCCAGUGUGCUUUGAAGAUGUAGUUGUCCAUUUCACAGACGAGGAGUCCGUGUUGCUGGAUCUUGACCAGAGAGCUCUGUAUCAGGAGGUCAUGGAGGAGAAUCGUGGGAUGUUGAACUCUCUAGGUGGUGGUGAAUUGGACAUGAAGAACGAGGGAGACCACACCAAAAUCCACACAGUGAAGGAGCCAUAUCCGUAUUCAGAGUGCAGAGAGAGCUUCAGUCAGAGCUCCCAUUCCACUUCCCACGAAAGAAAUACCAUCAGGAAGAAAUCCAUUCACUGCUUAGAAUGUGGAAAGAACUUUAAUAAGAUCUCCCAGCUCACUGUGCAUCAAAAAAUUCAUACAGGGGAGAAACCAUAUAAGUGCCUGGAAUGUGGAAAGAGCUUCAGUCAUGACUCCCAUCUCACUUCCCAUCAAAGGAUUCAUACAGGGGAAAAACCCUAUCAGUGCCAAGAGUGUGACAAGAACUUCAGAAGAAAGGACAAAUUGACUUCCCAUCAAAGAAUUCAUACAGGGGAGAAACCAUAUCAGUGCCUUGAAUGUGGAAAGAGCUUCAGUCAGGGCUCCUAUCUCACUUCCCAUCAAAGAAUUCAUACAGGAGAGAAACCCUAUAAGUGCAUGGAAUGUGGAAAGAGCUUCAGUCGCAGCUCCCAUCUCACUUGCCAUCAAAGAAUUCAUACAGGGGAGAAACCCUAUAAGCGUGUGGAAUGUGGAAAAAGCUUAAGUCACUACCCAAGUUUCGCUUCCCAUCAAAGAAUUCAUACAGGGGAGAAACCAUAUCAGUGUCUGGAAUGUGGAAAGGGCUUCAGUCGAAAAGAGAGUUUCACUUGCCAUCAAAGGAUUCAUACAGGGGAAAAACCCUAUCAGUGCUUGGAAUGUGGAAAGAGCUUCCGUCAGGUCUCCCAUCUCACUGCCCAUCAAAGAAUUCAUACAGGGGAGAAACCAUAUCAGUGCCUGGAAUGUGGAAAGAGCUUCAAUCACAGCUCCCAUCUCACUGCCCAUCAAAGAAUUCAUACAGGGGAGAAACCCUAUAAAUGUGUGGAAUGUGGAAAGAGCUUCAGUUCCUACCGAGGUUUCACUUCCCAUCGAAAAAUUCAUACAGGGGAGAAACCAUAUAAGUGCCUGGAAUGUGGAAAGAGCUUCAGUCGAAAAGAGAGUUUCACUUCCCAUCAAAGAAUUCAUACAGGGGAGAAACCAUAUCAGUGCUUGGAAUGUGGAAAGAGCUUCACCUGGAAGGAUGGUCUCACUGCUCAUGAAAGGAUUCAUACAGAAGAGAAACCCUAUCACUGCCAAGAGUGUGACAAGAACUUCAGAACAAAGGGCAGUUUGACCUCCCAUCAAAGAAUUCAUACAGGGGAGAAACCAUAUCAGUGCUUGGAAUGUGGAAAGAGCUUCAGUCGAAAAGAGAAAUUCACUUCCCAUCAAAGAAUUCAUACAGGAGAGAAACCCUAUAAGUGUGUGGAAUGUGAAAAGAGCUUCAGUCACUACCGAAGUUUGACUUCCCAUCAAAGAAUUCAUACAGGGGAAAAUCCAUAUCAAUGCUUGGAAUGUGGAAAGAGCUUCAGUCGGAAGGACAAUCUGACUUCCCAUCAAAGAAUUCAUACAGGGGAAAAUCCAUAUCAAUGCUUGGAAUGUGGAAAGAGCUUCCGUCGGAAGGACAAUCUGACUUCCCAUCAAAGAAUUCAUACAGGGGAGAAACCAUAUCAGUGCUUGGAAUGUGGAAAGAGCUUCACCUGGAAAGAAAGUCUCACUUCCCAUCAGAAAAUUCAUACAGGGGAGAAGCCAUAUCAGUGCUCAGAAUGUGGAAAAAGAUUCACUCAGAGCGCCCAUCUCACAACCCAUUACAGAAUUCAUACAGGAGAGAAACCCUAUCUGUGCUUGGAAUGUGGAAAGAGAUUCAUUGACAGACGUCAGCUCACUGUCCAUCACAGAAUUCAUACAGGGGAGAAACCCUAUCUGUGCUUGGAAUGUGGAAAGAGAUUCAUUGACAGACGCCAGCUCACCGUCCAUUACAGAAUUCAUACAGGGGAGAAACCCUAUCAGUGCUUGGAAUGCGGAAAGAGAUUCUCUCAGAGAGCUAAUCUCACAACCCAUCACAGGAUUCAUACAGGGGAGAAACGUUAUCAGUGCUUGGAAUGUGGAAAGAGCUUCUUUGACAGACGCCAGUUCACUCUCCAUCAGAGAAUUCAUACCGGGGAGAAACCCUAUCAGUGCUUGGAAUGUGGAAAGAGCUUCAUUGACAGACGCCAGCUCACUGACCAUCAGAGAAUUCAUUCAGGGGAGAAACCGUAUCAAUGCUCGGAAUGUGGAAAGAAAUUCACCCGGCACACCCAUCUCUCAACCCAUUACAGAAUUCAUACAGGGGAGAAACCUAACAGUGCUCGGAAUGUGGAAAGAGAUUCAUUCAGAAGGUCCAACUCAGGAUCCAUCGAAGAAUUCACAGUGGGGGGAAAUGAUUUCAGUGCCAGGAGUGUGGAAAGAGCUUCAGUCACAGGGCCUGUCUUGCUUCCCACCAAAGAACUCACAGUGGGGGCAAGCUAUAGUAGUGGCUGUAUACAGAUUUAAUUUCAGGAGACUUUAGAUAAUAUGUGGGUGAAGUUUGCAGCCGGGUUCUUUGCCACACCUGGUGCCUCAUAGUAAUUUCUACUAAGUACCCAGAACUGUGACUUGCAAGUUCUUGGCCAAGGUGUUUAAUACCUUCUUCACAGUGUCCUUUCUUUUGGCAGAUCGAGAUGAGUAGAUGAUAGCAAAGGUUGCAAGGUUUUUAGCUGGGGCAAUCAGAAUAAG